GUACGUAAUCCCGAGCAAAACACCUGAUUUGUGCAAGGGAAAACGACUAUUAGCCUAGCCGGCCGAGAGAGCGAGAGCAGCUAGCCAUGCAUGGCGCCGCCGCCGGAGCUUGCCGUUGUCGUUCCAACAAUGACCCUGCUAGUGCUAGCGCUGCUGGGGGCGGCCGUGGCGGGCAAGAUCAGUUAUGCUCCGAGCACAAGCCCACCCGCUACUACUCCUACUAGCCCAAACCAAAGUCCACCAACAUAUCAUGCCCCAAGCCAGAUCCCGUCGUCGACCUCAAUAACUCCACCUAGCCCAAGCCCUAAACUAAGCCUAUUAUUACCCACUAAUUCUCAACCUAUCCCAAGUCCAAUCUCCUAUCCACCAAGCCAAAGUCCAUCAAUCUCAAAUCCACCAGCUAAUUCUCAACCUAUUCCAAACACUAGCCCUAGCUCAAUUUCACCAACUUAUCCUCCAAGUGGUCGAAGCUCAAACCCAUUAAUCUCAGGUCCACCAAUUUAUCCUCCAAGUGGAAGUUCGAAUCCAUCAAUCUCGAGUCCACCAACAUAUCCUCAAGGUGUAAGCACAAAUCCCUUGGUCUCGAAUUCGCCUACUUAUCCUCAAAGUGCAAGUCCAAGCCCCUCCAUCUCGACUCCACCAACUUAUGCUCCGAGUGCAAGUCCAAGCUCUUCCAUCUCGACUCCACCAAUUUAUGCUCCGAGUACAAGUCCAUCUAGUUCAAUCUCUACACCACCCAUUUAUCCUCCUAGCCCAAGUCCAAGUCUAUCGAUCAAUAGCCCACCAGGUAGCCCCACCCCAAGUCCAUCUAGUUCGAUCUCAAUCCCACCCACUUAUCCUCCCAGCCUAAGCCCAAGCCCAAGUAGUGCUCCUUCGUCAGGGCUUAGUGUCGGCUACUACAAGCAUACAUGCUCUGGAGCGGAGACUAUUGUGAGGGAGGUUGUGACGAAUGCCAUAGACAGCAAUCGUGGCACGGGCGCGGGGCUCAUUCGUUUGUUCUUCCAUGACUGCUUCGUUCAGGGGUGCGACGCUUCUGUUCUCCUGAACACGACCGGCUCCAGCGAGCCGACGGAGAGAGCCAGCGCACCCAACCUGAGCCUGCGCGGCUUCGAUGUGAUCGACGCGGCCAAGGCGGCGCUCGAGGCUGCCUGCCCCGGCGUCGUCUCGUGCGCGGACAUCGUCGCCUUCGCCGGCCGCGACGCCACCUGCAUCCUCAGCGGCAGCGCGGUCAGCUUCGACAUGCCGGCCGGCCGCCACGACGGCCGCGUGUCCCUCGACAGCGAGGCCGUCGCCAACCUGCCGCCGCCGUUCGCCAGCCUCGAGAGGCUCGAGGAGAUGUUCGCCGCCAAGGGGCUCGACGUCGAGGACAUGGUGACGCUCUCCGGCGCCCACACCGUCGGCCGCUCCCACUGCUCCUCCUUCUCCGACCGCCUCCCGCCCCACGUCUCGGACAUGAACGACACGCUCUCCGGCACGCUGGCCACGCAGUGCAACAGCGGCGGCGGCGGCGACACCACGGUGCCGCAGGACUCGGUGACCCCCGGCGGCCUGGACAGCCAGUACUACAGGAACGUGCUCAACCACGAGGUGCUCUUCGCGUCGGACGCCGCGCUGCUGGCGUCGGACCAGACGGCGGACAUGGUGUCCGCCAACGCGUUCACGCCGGGGCUGUGGGAGACCAAGUUUAAGGCGGCGAUGGUGAAGAUGGGCCGCGUCGGAAUCAAGACCAGCACCGACGGUGAGAUCAGAGACAAGUGCUGGAUGGUCAACUAACUAUCUAAUCAGAUGGUUGCUGAUCCGGCCUUAAGCCAUGGUCAAUAGCAUGAGCUGCACAUGCGUGCAUGCCACGUUCGUUAAAUCAUGUUACUUGCAUGCAUAUAUACGAUUGGACAACAUGCUGUAUACAAUUUUCCCCUACUACGUUAAAUCAUGCUAUAUACAACCCAA
Zea mays is the source of this 1947-nucleotide messenger RNA. Its product is annotated as peroxidase 2-like. Gene Ontology annotation, molecular function: heme binding; peroxidase activity. Lineage: Eukaryota; Viridiplantae; Streptophyta; Magnoliopsida; Poales; Poaceae. The record is from RefSeq and is a predicted model, not a curated record. The coding region runs from base 91 to 1773 and encodes 560 amino acids. The transcript has 2 exons. Gene Ontology annotation, biological process: hydrogen peroxide catabolic process; response to oxidative stress.